Messenger RNA from Elaeis guineensis (African oil palm), 1041 nucleotides. RefSeq names its product expansin-like B1. Lineage: Eukaryota; Viridiplantae; Streptophyta; Magnoliopsida; Arecales; Arecaceae. Gene Ontology annotation, cellular component: extracellular region. The record is from RefSeq and is a predicted model, not a curated record.
UCUCCUCCAUAGCAUCUCACCUCACUCCUUUCUUCUCCUGUUUGGCCUGUUAACCUUUCACAAAGCUUGUCAUUAUUCUCAGGGGGCAACCAUGGCCUCAAUUCUCACCUUCUCUUGCCUACUAUCUCUCUUCUUCUUCUUCCCUAUAUUCUCAAGCUCACAGAGUACCUUCACUUGCUCGCGAGCAACCUACUAUGGUAGCCCGGAUUGCUCGGGCACUCCAAGAGGAGCAUGCGGGUAUGGUGAGCUUGGUAGAAGCCUUAAUGGCGGCGAUGUCGGGGCUGUUUCUAGGCUGUAUCGAAAUGGCACGGGCUGCGGUGCAUGCUACCAAGUGAGGUGCACCCAUCCACAAUUCUGCAACGAGGAUGGUGCAAAGAUUGUGGUCACUGACUAUGGUCAGGGGGAUAACACUGACUUCAUCCUCAGUGCCAGGGGGUUUGUUAAGCUUGCAAGAUCAAACAUGGCUAAUGAACUGAUGGCUUUUGGUGUGAUAGACGUCGAGUACAGGAGGAUCCCAUGUCAAUACCCAGGAUACAAUAUGAUGGUUAAGGUCACAGAACACAGCAAGUUCCCUGACUACUUGGCCCUCAUCAUCAUCUAUCAAGCAGGCCAGAAGGACAUAUUGGCCGUCGAAUUGUGGCAGGAGGAAUGCCAGGAAUGGAAGGGGAUGCGCAAAGCCUAUGGUGGAGUUUGGGACAUGGCGAAUCCUCCAAGGGGCCCAAUGAAUGCGAGAAUUUUAACAGGUGAUGACAGUGGGCAAAAUUGGGUCCAGUUGAACGGUGUUAUCCCUUCAGGUUGGAAGGCAGGGGUGGCGUAUGACACGGCCAUUCAGCUAGACUAGGACUCUCCAAUGAUUCCUAGAUAUCAUGGGAAAGACCAGACCCACUUAUAAAUUGAUCAUUAGCAAUUAAAAAAGUUGGUACUUGGGGUGUGUGACUGCUUUUUGGCUUGAUGCCUUUAUGUAUGUGCAAUAAGAAUGGUGAUUCCAUGCUUUGUUUGGUUUAGAUGAAUAUAUAAUAAAAAGGAACUUUCUGUUUAGAU